AUGAGUGUGCAUCCCGCAGCUCCUGGCCACCAAUUGGCCACGGGCGUUAAAGAUAAAAACGAAGUCCAGCAGAUCGACCGCGCCGAGAGCAGAGGGCAAGAUGAGAUCAUAAAGCCGUCUUACUUGAAUGUCGAUGAGUUUGGAGCUCAUGAUAAAGUUGACCCCAAGGAGAUUGCCUUGGUUCGAAAGAUUGAUAUUUUCUGUCUCCCGGUUCUUUGGCUCAUGUACUUUUUCAACUUCCUCGACCGAAAUGCAAUCGCCAAUGGGAAGCUCAAUGGCUUAGCCGAAGAUCUUAACCUCAAAGGGACCCAGUUCAAUACCUGCGUUUCUAUUUUGUUUGUCGGAUAUCUGUGUGGGCAGAUUCCAUCCAACAUGAUUCUGAGUAGAGUCCGGCCCUCCAUAUACAUGUCUGGCUUUAUGGUUACUUGGUCAAUUGUCACACUGCUCAGUUACAAGGCUUACAAUUUCGAAACUUUGCUUGUUUGCCGUUUUCUCCUCGGAAUCGUCGAAGCCCCAUUUUAUCCCGGUGCAGUGUACAUCAUGAGCAUGCUGUAUACGCGAAAGGAGAUUGCCUCUCGGAUGUCAAUCUUCUACACCGGUAACAUCUGUGCAAGCGCUUUCUCGGGCCUUAUUGCUGCUGGUGUAUUCGGCAUGGAUGGUAAAAUGGGCCUUGCCGGCUGGCGUUGGCUGUUUAUUAUCCAAGGCGCUCUCUCUUUGGCCGUGGCACUUCCGUCUUUCUACUUGCUCCCCGACAGUCCUUUGCAAACUCGAUGGCUUUCUCAGGAGCAGCGCGAACUCGCUUACAACCGCAUCCGAAUCGACACAACGAACUUUACAGAGGAACCGACGUCGGUGUGGUCUGGACUCAAGCAAGCUGCGAGUGAUUGGCGCACCUGGGUCUUUUGUCUCAUGGCCAAUCUGCAUUUUAUGACCAACGGCUUCAAGAACUUCCUUCCAACCGUCGUCAAUACAUUUGGGUUUAGCACUACGGCAACCAUGGGUCUGACUUGUCCUCCGUACAUCCUCUCCGGUGCCGUUACAGUUCUUGUCUCAUGGAGUUCGGGUCGCCAAAAUGAGCGAACCUGGCACAUCAUUGGCUGCAAGCUUGCAGCCAUCGUUGGCUUCACGUUGAGCGUCGCAACACUUAACAUUCCAGCUCGUUACUGCGGCAUCAUGGUUUUUGUCGGUGCAACCUAUGGGGUUAAUAACUUGAUCGUCAGUUGGGCUUCCAACGUUCUCGGUGAGUCGAACGAGAAGCGCGCCGUUGCUAUCACCAUGACGAAUACGUUUGGAAACCUAGCUUCCGUAUAUAGCCCUUACCUUUGGCCUGACGCGGAUGCGCCACGAUUCAUCAAGGCUAUGGUGUCUAGCAUCGCCUUUUGCCUUGCCGUUAUUGUUUGCGCUUUGGGCUUGAAGUGGCGGCUGAGGAGGCUGAAUAAGAAGAUGCGAGAGGAGAACCCCAACACCGAGAAUUACUUUGUAUAUUAG
Messenger RNA from Clonostachys rhizophaga, 1488 nucleotides. The record is from the annotation of a GenBank genome assembly. Lineage: Eukaryota; Fungi; Ascomycota; Sordariomycetes; Hypocreales; Bionectriaceae.